AUGUCUUUCCGACUUUCUAGCGGGUGCAGGCGGGCGAGCUCACGCGCUAGUCCUGGCCGGCUGCCUGGUGGAGGAACAGGCAUCACCGCUGGGAAUGGAUGCAGUGGGUCGGGCGCAGGCGGUAGCUUUCCCGGUAGUCUGGCAAGCCUUUCAUCUGGAACGGGUUUCUGUAAUAGCGGUGGAGGCUUGGGAAGUGGCACCUGCGUUGGUUUCCUUGGAAAUGAACACGGCCUGCUCUCCGGGAAUGAGAAGAUGACCAUGCAGAACCUCAACGACCGCCUGGCGUCCUACCUGGACCACGUGCGCACUCUGGAAGAAGCAAACGCCGAUCUUGAGCAGAAAAUCAAGGGUUGGUAUGAGAAAUACGGACCUGGUUCUUCCCGAGGAGUCGAUCAUGAUUAUAGUAGAUAUUUUUCAGUCAUUGAAGAUCUUAAAAGCCAGAUUAUUUCUAUGACUGCCUGUAAUGCCAGCAUUGUUCUACAGAACGACAAUGCCAGACUGACAGCUGAUGACUUCAGGCUGAAGUAUGAAAAUGAGCUUGCCCUGCACCAGAGCGUGGAAGUUGACAUUAACAGUCUUCACAGACUGUUGGAGGAGCUGUCCCUCUGCAACACCGACCUGGAGAUACAAUCGGAAACCCUCAGCGAGGAAUUGAUGUCCCUCAAAAGCAAUCACCAGGAGGAAAUGCAAGUCCUGCAGUGCGCAGCCGGGGGGAACGUCAAUGUGGAGGUGAAUGCUGCCCCAGGAGUGGACCUCACUGCCCUGUUGAACAACAUGAGGGCUGAGUAUGAGCAUCUGGCCGAGCAGAACCGCAGAGACGCCGAGGCCUGGUUUAACGAGAAGAGUGCUUCACUGCAGCAGCAGAUCUCUGACGAUGAGGGGGCAGUCGCCGCAGCCAGAAGUGAACUGAUGGAACUGAAACGCAACCUACAAACCUCGGAAAUCGAACUUCAGUCUGUUACUGCCGUGAAACAUUCCUAUGAAUGUUCCUUGGAUGAGACCAAAAGCAAUUAUUGCCUUCAGCUUCAGCAAAUCCAGGAUCAGAUUGGAGCGAUGGAGGACCAACUGCAGCAGAUCCGAACAGAAACAGAAGGCCAGAAGCUGGAGCACCAGCAGCUUCUUGACAUCAAAAUAUUCUUAGAAAAGGAAAUUGAAACUUACUGCAAAUUAAUAGAUGGAGAAGAAAGAAAAGGUAAAUCUACAUUCUACAAAUCAAAAGGACGUGGGCCUAUAAGUUCUGAAAAUCAAGUCACAGACUCAACAGAAGAAAUCCUUGUCAAAACAGUGGUUGAAGAACUAGAUCAACUUGGCAAUGUCCUUUCACUGAGGGUCCACUCUGUUGAAGAAAAAUCCUCCAAAAUAAGCAACAUCACAAUGGAGCAAAGAGUGCCUUCUAAAGCACCACACUGA
Talpa occidentalis (Iberian mole) is the source of this 1410-nucleotide messenger RNA. RefSeq names its product keratin 26 (gene KRT26). NCBI's taxonomy places the organism in Eukaryota, Metazoa, Chordata, Mammalia, Eulipotyphla, Talpidae. The transcript is spliced from 8 exons. Gene Ontology annotation, molecular function: structural molecule activity. Bases 1 to 1410 code for a protein of 469 amino acids. The record is from RefSeq and is a predicted model, not a curated record.